AUGUCAGACGAACAGCAGCUCGAAGCUUCAGAUGCCGUUGGAGUUGCAUCGCCUCAGGGAGUACCGACCUCACUUGUCCCCGCGGCCGGGCCCUCAUCUGCAAAUAGCUCUAUUACCGCAAAUUACGAAUCUUCAACGGCGACUGGACCUUAUACGAGUGCAAAGUCAUUGACUUCCCCUCCUUUCACGCUGGCAUCAAAUUCCUCGUCCUCUCUGAUUGAAAGCACACCGACGACAAGAUAUGGAAACUCGACUCAGCCUUCCUCUCGUCCUUUCAAUCUCACAUCAACUCCCAGGUUUUCAUCUACACCGUCGACAAGCAGCCCGCUGUCUGUCACCUCUAGGACCACAACCACUACUUCGACCUCCAGCUGUGCCACAGGAGAAGAUGGCAGUACCUCGUGUGGGGGCGGUCCUUCUUCCACAACCAAGAUCGCAAUUGCCGUCCCGGUCAGCGUGGUAGGAGUCUUGAUUCUAGCGGCCCUGGGGUUCUUCUUCCUUCGUCGUCGUAGACGCCGUUCCGACAGGUCAAGCUACGACAGUUCCAACCCUGGAAGUCCGCGUGCCUCCAAUGCGAUUCUCAUGUCCGCCCAUCCCAAAGGCACGAUCUCUUCUCCCGAUGCCAACCUAGCAGCGCCCGUGCGUCGGAAGCCCGUCCCCAUGGCCAUGGACCAUUCCGUUCAUGAUCUCUCCGUGGCAUCAACCCAUGCUCCAUCGGAACCUGACGCACGAAAUGAAGAUGGCGUCCCACGCGCGAUACCCAUGAGUCAGAGGUUCAGUGCAACGGAGUAUGAUCCGCACCAUUCGACACGGCCGCUUUCCUCAAUGAAUCCUGGUGCUCUUUCGGACAGAAAUGGCACCGAGGCGGCUGCCACCACGCACCUGUCCUCUGGGCGAGACAGUAGGGAUAUUGAUGAUGAUGUGUCGGAGAUGUCAGUGCAGCUUGGUCAAGCGUCUUAUCACGAAAGAGAUUUUGAUGACGUGUCUUCUGUAUCAUCGAUGGAAGGUGACCAUCCGCAUGAAAGUCGGGUUCGGGCGCCAAGAAGAUAG
Penicillium diatomitis is the source of this 1050-nucleotide messenger RNA. RefSeq lists its product as uncharacterized. NCBI's taxonomy places the organism in Eukaryota, Fungi, Ascomycota, Eurotiomycetes, Eurotiales, Aspergillaceae. The record is from RefSeq and is a predicted model, not a curated record. The transcript has a single exon. The coding region runs from base 1 to 1050 and encodes 349 amino acids.